GGAAAUUAUAAAGAAACUAUUAAUGUUAUUUUUUUGUCUGUCAAUCAAUUGGUAACGUUUUAAAUUAUAAUUAGACCUGUUAAUUUUAUUCGCAUUAUUUAUUUUCCAAUGUGACAAGUUCAUAGCAAAAUGUUGAAGUAACCUUUUUAUAUGCAUUUUCAAGAAAAGGAAGUUGAACCAGUUAAGCUGGCCUGCCAAGUGCCAGUGCCAAUCCCUAUCAGUCAUAGGCUAGCUGUGUUUGCGUGUCAAUAAGAGUAGGGUCAGUUCUGUUUUAGUACUUAUUCCUUGACAGUGAGCAUGUGAGUGAAGAGCAAUUAAUAUUGCACUUGGUAGUCAGAAGAUAAUUAAUUUAAAUUUGAAAUGAAUAAAGGAUGUUUGCCGACGAAUAAUUUUAUAUUGUGUUAACUAUUGGAAGUUAAAUAAAUAAGUCGUUUUUGUUCACUUGCUGAGACUGUUGUAAGACCUGACAGUAUACAAUAAUCGUAAUGGCUGAAGAAACAGUAAAUGCUCUUGUGAAGGCUGCUGUCUCACUGGAAGACGAGGUUUCCUCCUCAUUGGACGUUACAUUUGAUUAUUAUCCAACAGCCCUUCCUGAGGUGUCUGUAAUGGAUUGGAAUCCUUUAGCACCUGCUCCACAUGAAGAUGUGCAGCCUCCACCACAGUGCAUGCUAAGAAUUAAAAGAGACAUGAUGGCUAUAUAUAACGAGCCACCUCCAGGGAUCCUUGUGGUUCCUGAUGAGAGAGAUCUGACACUGGUCCACGCUCUCAUAACAGGACCUUUUGACACUCCUUAUGAAGGUGGAUUCUUCUAUUUCAUCCUACGGUUUCCUCAUGACUAUCCAAUCAAACCGCCCAAGGUGAAACUUAUGACUACUGGAGGUUCUAAGGUUCGAUUCAAUCCAAACCUGUACAAGUGUGGAAAAGUCUGUCUCAGCAUAUUAGGGACAUGGAGUGGUCCUGCAUGGAGUCCUGCCCAAACUUUGUCAAGUGUGCUUAUCUCCAUUCAGAGCUUACUUACUGACAAACCUUAUCAUAAUGAACCUGGCUUUGAGAGGGAAAAGUUGUCAGGAGAUGUUGCCAGGUACAACGACAUAAUUCAACAUGAGACACUACGGGUGGCUGUCGUGGGAAUGGUAGAUAAUGACUACCUUCUUCACAUUCCUGAGCCUCUCAGAGAUGCUAUGGAUGAGAGUUUCCUCCAGUUUUAUGACUUCUACGAGAACCUUGCUCAGAGCAAGAUCAAACUGACAGGUACCCAGAUGCAGGAUCCAUUUGGUGAAAAACGAGGUAGCUAUGAAUAUUCGACACUACUACAACGGCUGAAGAGAAUCUACAAGAGGCUUCAGCCCCCCUCCAGUGAGGGAAGUUCUUCCUCCACCUCCACUCCUGAGUCCACAGAUUAAACUUUAAACUUAUUGUGAUAAAGCUGAUGUUCUGUAUAUAAUUGUUAACGGUGUCACCAAAACAAAUCAUUAGAAUCAAAUCAUUUAUUUGUGAUAAAUAUAUGGUAGUUCCUCUAUUUCCUGGUGGCAUUUGGCAGAGAUGUAUUCAUUUGUUAGUGAGCUUUUCACUGUUUUAAUAGUUGUAUGAUUGUGAUUUAAGACAAUUUUAUUAUUGAUUUGUUUUACCAGUUG
This is a messenger RNA of Homalodisca vitripennis (glassy-winged sharpshooter), 1634 nucleotides long. Its product is annotated as ubiquitin-conjugating enzyme E2 Z-like. Bases 486 to 1403 code for a protein of 305 amino acids. NCBI's taxonomy places the organism in Eukaryota, Metazoa, Arthropoda, Insecta, Hemiptera, Cicadellidae. The transcript is spliced from 5 exons. Gene Ontology annotation, molecular function: ubiquitin conjugating enzyme activity; cysteine-type endopeptidase inhibitor activity. Gene Ontology annotation, biological process: negative regulation of apoptotic process. The record is from RefSeq and is a predicted model, not a curated record. Gene Ontology annotation, cellular component: nucleus.